AUGAUCGUCUCUCUUCUCCGUGCAAUCAAUAACGCCGUUUCGACAUUUUCUACUUCCCUCGGGUCGCAUACUUUUCAUAUAUUUUCCGAACGUGAUGCUGAAUCGUCGUGCUUGUCAUCAAAUGCGUUUUUAUUUGGUGUCUUCGAUGGACAUGGUGGCCAUUCAUGCAGUAGACACGUGUCUGUCUUGUUGUUUUCGUAUAUAUAUGCUUCAGUUUUGCAAAAACACGAGGUAAAACUUCUUCCACCUGAUGGUCGUCUCCAAUGGUUUUUCAGUAGCGCAGACACCCAUUUGCCAAAUUUGUUUAUCGAAUCUGAGAAAGAUCAAAUAAUCGACUAUUACAUAUCUUUUAUUGAGCACAAGGAUCUCCAUACAGUCCGUGAUGCCCUCAAACUCGCCUUUGAAAUGUGUGAUGAGAACUUAUGUAAAGCAGCUUUACCUGAUAAUCGCAGUCAGAUUGAUAGGUUGUCGAUGGCUACGGCCGCUGCGGGUUCUUGUGCGACACUUGCUCAUGUACGAAAAGGUAACCUUCAUGUAGCUAAUGUAGGAAACGGCGCUGCUGUCUUAGGCGUUGUAAACCCAAGCGGCAAUGUCAUAGCACGGCAACUCUCUAGAGCUCACUGUAUAGAUAACGCAGAUGAGCAUCCCAUGUAUGAGACGCAUAUACUUCGAGGAGGAAGAUUAUUGGGGGAACUAUAUCCAUUACGAGCAUUUGGUGACGUGCGGUUCAAAUGGCCUUUAGAUCUGCAAAAGGUCGUCGAAAAGAUGAUUUUAAAUGCUACUAACAAACGCUAAAAUGCAAUGCCGAGGGAUGGAUGCAGAAUCGAAAACUUCCAAGGGAAAUCACUCUGACUGUAUUCCCAAAGCAAAGAGAAAAUGUGUUGGGAAUCCAAGUUCGAGGGUGGAUAACCCGGAGAAUCCAGAUGGCACAGAAGACUCUGAAUCAUUAACUGGAUAGUGCUUGCAUAUAUGCUUUUAUUGCCUUACUCGCCUUGAAAUUUUCGAAAUCUGAACUUUCUUCACUUGUCAUGUGAUAUGUACUCUAUAUCUCGGUGCAACACUUACUUUCUGGAUUCUGGUGAUAAAUAGAGUGAUUUAUUUCAUCGCAAAUCACGCCUCCUCAUAUAGGCGUGUUAUAUUACUCAGGGUCAUGAUUCUAGCAGAGAAGUCAAAUGAUUAUAAGUAGCACAAUUCAUG
Messenger RNA from Cylicocyclus nassatus, 1197 nucleotides. The record is from the annotation of a GenBank genome assembly. NCBI's taxonomy places the organism in Eukaryota, Metazoa, Nematoda, Chromadorea, Rhabditida, Strongylidae.